This is a messenger RNA of Coccinella septempunctata (seven-spotted ladybird), 1701 nucleotides long. RefSeq lists its product as uncharacterized. The transcript is spliced from 7 exons. The coding region runs from base 82 to 1683 and encodes 533 amino acids. Lineage: Eukaryota; Metazoa; Arthropoda; Insecta; Coleoptera; Coccinellidae. The record is from RefSeq and is a predicted model, not a curated record.
UGACGUUAUUUUAGCAUCUACUUCUUGAACAAUAUUAAUAUGUCAAACCACAAUGUUCUCGAGAAGGUCUAUUGACGAGAAAUGUUAAAACGAGCAUUUACUAUAAUUUAUAUUAUAUUUUAUUAUUGCAACUCAGUCUCCACACUGUAUACAGGUGAAGUCAGUUUAGACGAUUAUGGGAACAAGGUUUCGAGGAGAGAUCAAACCUUCGAUAAAAGGAAAAAAAUCAGUGCAGUCCUGUUCUUCGCCGACACUGUCGCCAACGAGAAUUACCACAAUUACACGGGUUUGCAAUGCCUGAAGUUGAAGAAGAAACCAGCGAUCAAGCAUUGUACGGAGGUUCCAAGAAGCAUCUUUGCUCGCAAAAAGAGAAAUUGGAAUUUCAAAAAGCGUACAUGUUCUUGCUAUGCCAGACUUCAAGAAGCGAUCAUGUCUCUCUUGAACUUUGCUCAGAAUUCCUUAGGAAUGGUCACAGCCUUGGGAUCCCUGUCGAAUCACAGCUUCAGCAACAGCAUCCGCUUUGGCAACACCGAAAUCAACAUCAACGAUCAUUAUGACGCUGACGCUGGUCAACAUGAAGAACACACUGACGACUCCUUGAAGGAGAAGAUAAGUCACGCCCUAGACGUCGGACCAGGAACUUCCAAUGAGACGGGCCAAGAAGAUGGAAAUCCCGAUGGUAUACCUGACAAGGAGGAAAAGAAUUACGAAAAGGUACCCCUGCUGAACGUUUUUCCGAAAGAUUCGCCACCCCCUCUCUUCGCUUUCACCGACGCAGAGGAGAGGAGGAAGAGAUCGGAAGGUCCUUACGUUCUGGAGCCGGAGCAUAGGGAAGUUUUCAAGAUCAAGACCAAGAGGCAGGUGACUCUGGAUAAGCCGAAGGAGAUCAGCGACGCGACCUAUCUGAACAGAGAGUCGAAAGUUAAUACGAUAUUCGACAUCAUGGAUAUCAUGAGGAAUAUGCAGAAGUCUUUGUUUGGUACCAUGUUGCAAGAUGAAUCAGAUAGUUACCCUCACGAUGGCGAGUCUUGCCCCUUUCCACACAAUAUUUUGGGUAGGAUCAGGCAACCCGGAUUAUUUGAAGUGGUCCAGAAGACUCUCUACACUGUCAUUAACUCCUCUGAUACUGGUUUCCUCAUGAUUAUCAUCGGUGGAAAUCUAUCGGACAUAUCUUCCUCUUACACGCCUCUGGUGCAGAGCAUAAAACACGUCGCUGAGAAUACCGAUGAAGAAUCCACGCUGAUUGUGUUGACAGGUACCUGUCCCAACAGCCCUGAUUCUAGGGUGAAAUUGGCUUGUGAGGAACUCAACAAGAGGAAUCUACCCCUUUUCGCGACAGGUCCGGGAAGCCAGGAAUUCUCCAGCUGCUAUGAGCUGUACGAUGUUCCAUUGACAGUCAAGAGAAUUUUGUCGAAAUAUAACUCCAACAGUAAAGAAGCUCGUCCACAAGACCUUGAAAUACCAGAGCCAACAAGAUCGAAAAGAGGUAUCAUCGAUGUUGACGAUGAAGAUGAUGACUAUGAUGAUGAAGAUGAAUUCCACGUCAAUCCGAAAAGGGCAGCUCGUGUCACUGGUGGAGCAGGAAGAGAGAAAACUAAGAGCGGUAGCACUGUUAACCAAGUCCACAUGGGAAUUAUAGAUUUAAAUUUAUUUCUUAUCAAUAUUUAUAUGAUAUACUGGUGAAUUUUCAAAAAAAUAAAA